GUCAGACAGAAAACAGAAAAGAGCUGAGUGAGCCGGGGAGGGGCCCUUUGAAGGAAUAUUGCCACCGCCGGCAUUCCAACAACUCAGUAGGCUGCUUCGGAAUACGCAUACUGUGCGUCCGCAACAAUCUAGGAGCUGGGCGCAGAGAUCGUCCGCAUAGGUCGGACUGCACUGAUUUUUAACUGCCUGGAGAGGAGAAGCACUGAUUUGCACCAGUGGCUUGAAACCGGUGUCCCCUCUCUCUCCCUGCUCAACCCUGCCCUCCUUCCGUAGUUCUUUCCCUUUGUCUGAUCUCCCUGAUCCCAGAGACUGCAAGAUCUCUCAAGAUGCCUAGUUCGCUCUUCGCCGACAUGGAGAGGAAUGGGAGUAACCAAGGGGACGCCUUGGACGACCAAAGAGCCCUACAGAUAGCACUGGACCAGCUUUCGUUGCUCGGUUUGGACAACGACGAAAAUUCAAUGUAUGACAAUGAGCCGAGGAAAAAGAGCGUGAACAUGACCGAAUGUGUCCCAGUUCCUAGUUCAGAGCACGUAGCUGAAAUCGUCGGCAGACAAGGUUGCAAAAUUAAAGCCCUGCGAGCAAAAACCAACACCUAUAUCAAGACUCCAGUGCGUGGGGAGGAACCAGUCUUUGUUGUGACAGGCAGACGAGAGGAUGUAGCAAUGGCUAGGAGGGAAAUCAUCUCUGCAGCAGAGCAUUUCUCCAUGAUCCGAGCCUCUAGGAACAAAAACAGCACCCUGAAUGGGAGUGGCACUGUCCCUGGGCCGCCCAACCUUCCCGGGCAGACCACCAUCCAGGUGCGGGUUCCCUACAGGGUGGUGGGAUUAGUGGUGGGACCCAAGGGGGCCACCAUCAAGCGGAUCCAGCAGCAGACGCACACCUACAUUGUCACGCCCAGCCGAGACAAAGAGCCAGUCUUCGAGGUCACAGGCAUGCCGGAAAACGUGGACCGCGCGCGGGAAGAGAUCGAAGCACACAUCGCCAUGCGUACCGGGGGGCUCAUUGAGCUGACCGACGAGAACGACUUCCACGCCAACGGCACGGAUGUGGGCUUCGACCUGCACGGCCACGCCAGUCUGUGGAGCAAGCCUACCUCCAGCGUGACCCCCACCUCUGGACGCAAGCCUUUCUCCAACUACCGCAACGACAGCUCCAGCUCGCUGGGCAGUGCCUCCACAGACUCCUACUUCGGGAACAACAGCAGCUCCCGGCUUGCAGACUACAGCCCUCCAAGCCCCGCCUUGAGCUACACCGCCUCCAACAAUGGCAACAACAAUAACAACAACGUCAACAUCAAUGUGAACACCAAUGGCAACGAGUUUGUCUAUGGGAGCGAAGUGAUUUCGCCCGACUGCACUGACUUGACCUUCGAGUCUUCACCCGGAUUUGACCCCACGCCUGCUCCCCCAGGACUCCUCUGGUCCCAGUACGAGCGUGGCGUGGUGUCCGGUGGUGGAAACAACUCAGCCAUCUAUCCUGCCAAUGCUUCCACUAAUGCCAACGGGAUGAUUGCUAACCAGCGGCGUGCCAACGGGGUGGGCUGCAACAACCAGCCCCGGCUGUCCCCGCCCCUGCACCACGCCGGAGGGGCCGCUGAGCACCCGCUGGCCCGCCGCGUGCGCAGCGAUCCCGGGGGCGGCACGCUGAGCUUUCCCAACUACCCGGGCAACGCGCUGUCCGCCGGCAUCAACGGCCUCUCGGGCUCCCACCUCCCCGGGGUGCCGUCCGACUCGUCCGCCUCCUCCACCUCCAGCUCCUCGUCCAGCUCCUCCUCGGGAACCAGCCGGAAGGGCAGUCGGGACUGCUCGGUGUGCUUUGAGAGUGAGGUCAUUGCAGCGCUGGUCCCCUGUGGUCACAACCUGUUCUGCAUGGAGUGCGCCAAUCGCAUCUGUGAGAAAAAUGAGCCCAAAUGCCCUGUCUGCCACGCAGCUGUUACUCAGGCUAUACGUAUAUUUUCAUAAGUUGUACCCAACAUGCAGAUAGCAACAAACCACCAUGAACAAAACUCGUAAGGCUUUAUGAAAUCCUAAUAACGUGUUCUUGUAUGUAUAUAUACAUAUGUAUGUAAAGCUGCAGUAUCCAAAAAGGGACACCCUUCAGGGCUCCAUUGUAAUUGUUUAUAAUGUACUGUAGCUUGGGACAAUAUUUUCAACAUCUAAUGCAUGUUUUAAAUAUUAAAGCCUAGUAAUCAUUAGUUCUAGUAAAUUGUACACAACAUUAAUGAAGUUAUAACAUGGAGUUAGAUCUUGAUUGAGGUACUUAAGUCAAUUUUGUUGACUGUUAUAGAAACUGGCCUUUAAGUUUCACUGAUCGAAUGUAUUGGUAGCAGAGCUUGUGGUUAGGAAAUUUGGAAGGCCUUGACAAAACAGGAUUAUUGACUUCUGAAGGUGACGAUACUGCAGCUAGAGAGGAGAAACAGUUGAGGGAGAGCAACAACAUAUCCUACAUAUAUAUGUACAGAUUAAAAUUCCACAAGUUGAAAGUUUUAAAUAUUAAUUACAUUAAUACAGAUUGAAGUAUUUUAUUCUUUUUUGACUUGAAAGAUUAUAUUUCGUAUUGCAAAGAUGUUUACAAAUAUUUUAAUUUAAGUUCAGUGAACUUUUUUGUAGCUGGGUUAAAAUAUCGUUUAUUUUUAGUAUGGCCUUAUGGCAGUGAACACUGUAUUAUUUUAAUAUCACAGAAAUGUGGGAAGAAAUUCAGACCACAACAUGUGUAUCGCAUUUACCAGUAUUCUGUUGGGAUGGAGGUUUUGUAGGUUCAGCAAAAAAUGUCUUUUAAAUCCGCUUCACCCAGCAUAUUUUUUAUUCAGUAAUAUAAAGCAUAUUUUAUUCUAUAUUAUUACAAAACAUUGAAAUGUAUAAAACUUAGUAAGUCAAACAAAAAGGAACCGUUUAUGCUUUCUAAAAUUUGUAUGAAUUAGAUUCCAGUGGGAAUUACAGAGUUCUGUUGCACCACUAUAGUUUAGUAUUUCUAUUUUAAUACAUUUGUUUACCACUUGUUUAUGUAUAUGUAGGUGAAGUUACUUGAGCGUAAAUGUACUUUAUUGAGCAAAGUUUAAAAACAAAGUAUAUUUUAUUUUAUGAUAAAGGGCCUUUAAC
This is a messenger RNA of Alosa sapidissima (American shad), 3098 nucleotides long. It is a transcript of the gene mex3b, whose product is annotated as mex-3 RNA binding family member B. The record is from RefSeq and is a predicted model, not a curated record. Bases 327 to 1961 code for a protein of 544 amino acids. The transcript is spliced from 2 exons. NCBI's taxonomy places the organism in Eukaryota, Metazoa, Chordata, Actinopteri, Clupeiformes, Clupeidae. Gene Ontology annotation, molecular function: RNA binding.